AUGAAAAACCACAAUAAGUACGUCAAAUUGCCCCAAGACCUCGAUCUGAGUUUCCACAGUGAUUUGGACCUGCUGCCGGAUACGGCGGCCGACAUCGACGUAGAACUAGACCCGGCUGCGGACACGGAUGUGGCCGCGCUCAGUGUGAACGUGCCCGCGUCUCUGGGCCUGGACGAGGACGACGACGACGAGGUCAUCAUCGCCCCCGGCGGCGGAGGACUUCGACUAGCUCCCACGGCGGCGGAGGCAGUGGCGGCACACAGGCAGCACCAGCAGCGCAAGCAGCUGAAGAACCAGCUGGAGCAGAAGCAGAUCCUGCCCAAGAGCAAGAUCUGCGGACUAGGCAGCGACAGCAUCGUCGAGACGGGUCUAACCCUCACACCUGAAAUGCUGUUAUCCACCUCGGAAUCAUCGACCCACAGUGCCUCCGAGGUCGCCGGACGACUGCAGGUCGACGUGCGUACCGGCCUCAAAUGGACGGAGGCCAAGUAUCGUGCCAAGAUCAUCGGGCAUAACGAGCUGCUGCUCGUGGCGGAGGAUCCCACAUGGAAAAAGUACAUUGAGCAGUUUAGGAACCCGCUAAUUCUGCUGCUUCUUGGUUCUGCUCUGGUGUCCGUAAUCAUGAAGCAGUUUGACGACGCCGUGAGCAUAACCAUUGCCAUCCUAAUCGUGGUCACGGUGGCCUUCAUUCAGGAGUACCGCUCCGAGAAGAGUCUGGAGGAGCUUAAGAAGCUGGUGCCCCCUGAAUGCCACUGCCUGCGGGAAGGUCGACUGGACACCUUCCUGGCACGCGAACUGGUUCCCGGGGACAUAGUGCACCUCAACGUGGGCGACCGGGUGCCGGCCGACGUGCGUCUUUUUGAAGCUGUGGACCUAUCUAUCGACGAGAGCAGUUUCACCGGCGAAACAGAGCCGGCGCGCAAGAUUACCGAUGUUUUGCUGAACAAUACGAACGUAAAGGACCACAGCAACAUGAAGAACAUUGCCUUCAUGGGCACUCUGGUGCGUUGUGGCAACGGCAAGGGCAUAGUUGUCAGCACUGGGGAGCGCAGUGAGUUCGGUGAGGUCUUCAAAAUGAUGCAGGCAGAGGAGGCUCCGAAGACGCCACUGCAGAAGUCGAUGGACAUUCUAGGCGCUCAGUUGAGCUUCUACUCCUUCCUGAUUAUCGGUGUCAUCAUGCUGCUGGGCUGGCUACAAGGUAAGCCGCUCUCGGAAAUGUUCAAUAUCAGCGUUUCACUGGCCGUUGCGGCCAUCCCCGAGGGCCUUCCUAUCGUGGUAACUGUGACUCUGGCGCUUGGCGUAAUGCGGAUGGCUAAACGAAAUUCCAUCGUUAAAAAGCUGCCUACUGUUGAGACCUUGGGCUGCGUAAACGUUAUCUGCUCUGACAAGACGGGAACUUUGACCAAGAACGAGAUGACGGCCACGAUCAUCAUCACUUCCGACGGCUACAUGGCGGACGUGACCGGUGCCGGUUACAAUGACCAGGGUGAAAUCCACAUACGGCAUUGCAACAACGUGGAGAUGGCUAAGACCAAUAUUACAAACCUUCUUGAAAUCGGGGCGGUCUGCAAUAACGCUUACAUACAAAAUGGCACCCUGCUAGGACAACCCACCGAGGGAGCCCUUGUGGCGGUUGCCAUGAAGAACGGAAUGUACGCCACAGCUGAGAACUACGUUCGCAUCCAGGAGUAUCCCUUCAGCUCGGAGCAGAAGAUGAUGGCUGUGAAGUGCAUCCACAAGUACAACAACAACAAGGAAGAGAUUUUCUUCGCCAAGGGGGCUCUAGAGACCCUGUUGCCGCAGUGCACCAAGUAUCAGUUCGGUACCCAGACGGUACCACUUACCAAGCAGAACGAGGCCGAGUUCCUAGCCGAGGCGUACGAGAUCGGGCGCAAGGGCCUGCGCGUGUUGGCCCUGGCAAAGGGCCGGUCCAUGCAAGAUCUGAUCUACUGCGGCCUAGUCGGCAUCACUGACCCACCGAGGCCCCUUGUUCGAGAGUCCAUUGAAAUGUUGAUGCAGAGCGGAGUGCGUGUCAAAAUGGUGACUGGAGAUGCCCAGGAAACGGCCUUGGCCAUUGCGAAUCUCAUCGGUAUCGAUACAAUCCACCACCAGACGCUUUCCGGUCAGGAAAUGGAUCAAAUGAACGAGCACCAACUGGACAAGGUAGCCAACAAUGUGAGCGUCUUCUACCGCGUAUCGCCACGUCACAAACUGGAGAUAGUCAAGUCCUUGCAGCGCAGUGGCAACAUAGUCGGCAUGACUGGCGACGGGGUGAACGACGGAGUAGCUCUGAAGAAGGCUGACAUCGGCAUUGCCAUGGGUAAGAACGGGACGGAUGUGUGUAAGGAGGCGGCUGAUAUGAUCCUGGUCAAUGAUGAUUUCCACACCAUAAUCGCCGCCAUCGAGGAGGGCAAGGGCAUAUUCUACAACAUUCGCAACUUCGUGCGCUUUCAGCUUAGCACAUCAAUAGCUGCCCUGGCCCUGAUUGCCCUGGCCACUCUGAUGGACAUUGCUAACCCGCUGAAUGCCAUGCAGAUUUUGUGGAUCAACAUCAUAAUGGACGGUCCGCCCGCACAGUCUCUGGGUGUGGAGCCCGUCGACCACGAUGUGCUCAAACAGAAACCACGGAACGUGAAACAGCCGAUGAUCACAAAGUCUGUGGUGGUGAACGUUCUGCUUAGUGCCAGCAUAAUUGUACUGGGCACGCUGUGGGUGUUCCAGCGCGAAAUGGCCGACGGGACGCUGGGAAAGACCAAGCGGGACACGACGAUGACCUUUACUUGUUUCGUGUUUUUCGACAUGUUUAACGCCCUGUCUUGCCGCUCGCAGACAAAGAGUGUCUUUACCAUCGGACUCACUACCAAUCGGAUGUUCUUGCUGGCCGUCGCUUUUUCGAUCAUUGGCCAAAUGCUCGUUGUCUACUUUCCGCCGCUGCAAAUGGUUUUCCAGACGGAAGCUCUUACGCCGUAUGACAUAUUCUUCCUGGUCUCCCUAACCUCAUCUGUGCUGGUUGUUUCAGAGAUAAAGAAAUGGUUCGAGCGUACCAUGGAGCGCAAGAUGUACAGCACCCGCUCCGAGCUGGAUUUUGUAUGACAAAACGCAAGCGCUAGAGAAGAUUUGCACCCCAAAGCCGAGUAAAUUAAAUAACUAACAAAAAAUCCAUAAAAAAAGUAAAACUAUGCCAAAACAAGCGAGGAGCGCGGCGAAGUGCAGUUAGAGAGAAAAGCCGAAAACAAGAGCGACGGAGCAAGGAUGUGUGUGUUUACUUUUACAUUUGACUUGACCAAUUAAGAAUGAUUUAAUUGUUACUGUGGGUUUUCAACCAGAUUGCACAGCAGGGAUUUUCAUAGAUUUGAACGAAGCAACCGGAUUAUAAAUCAAGUGACCACUUACUAUAAUCCGAGUAUAUUCACCGGGAAAGUGCAGUACCACUAGGUCACAGUCAACAUACAUAAGAAUAAAACGGAAGCGAGUCAAAAAGGCAUGAAAUGGACAAAGCUAAGCGAGGCGUAGUUAAAGUAAAACAUGGUUUUUUUGGUAUUAUUGAUGAAUAAUUUAUUCGGUAUUUGAAAGCAAGCAUUCAAUUUGUAUGAAAUUGAGGCAAAUCAAAACUCUAGCGUGCUAUCAAAAUAAAACAAUUUUUGACGAAGACAUCUCCAAAACAACUUUAAAUGGAGAGUUCAGAUCAACAAAAGAUUUUUGUAUGUAAUCAAAAAUGCUAUCAUUUCCGCAUACUUUGUGGGCGUUGAUUUGAUGCUUUGGUAAUUAAGUUCAUGAUUAAUGGGUUUACCAAAACGAAAUAAUGCACCAAGCAAAUGCGAAAUUUUACGAAGCAAUCAGCACCACGUUUACUCGAAUGUAAAGCAGUUUUCGCUCAUGUACUUAAAUAAAAAAUAAAUUCAUAGGAAAACACGGUUCUGUGUACUGUUCUGUUGUUUGUAGGUUGAAUUGAACUCUGAUGCAAUAGUUUACUAAACGGCAACAGAAAUUUACAAGUAUAGCUUAUCCAGAUUGUAAUCAAAAGUAUACAUCUCAAUAAUAAAUUAAUACAUUUUGAAAAAAUAAACAAAUUCAGUAGAUUACCAACACUUGUCUACCCCUUAUAAAUUAACGUAAAUAUCAUUGACAUAAAAUUCAUAUCAUACCAACUCAGAGUUCACUGUUGCACUGGAAGCAUAUCACAAUUUGUCCAUGUUUUUAUACCCGUUAUUUGUAGAGCAGAAGGCAAUUCUUUAUUCGUAGAAAUGUUAACCCUAUUAAAGAAUAUAUAUUCUUGAUCGAGAUCACUGUCUGUCCGUCCGUAUGUCUGUCCGUAUAAACGUAGAAAUCUUGGCAGAUAUAAAAGCUAGAGACUAGGCAUGUAAUUUUACAACCCACCACAAACGCGACCCAUAACUGCAACGGCCACAUUUUAUAGAAAUGAUUUUAUAUUUUAAAGUUAUAAGUCUUGUCAAUUCCUAUUGAUAUGCCCACAUUUUUUUAAAUUUUGAUAUUUUUUGUAUCAAGUUCUAUCGAUAAUUAAGAACAACUUUGAAAUACUUCCCUGGCACUCCCACUAUUUGAGUAACGGGUAUCUAAUAGUCGAGAAAUUCGACUUCAGCGUUCUCUUUUGUUUUUAUUUGAAUGAGCUUGUAUGUCAACAUUUUUCACGAAUUUAAAACUUGGUUUUAGCAACUUAUGUGCACACUGCAGAUCGCAUUCAAAGGACCAAUCGUUAAAUAAUUCAUUUGAUCACACACAUUAAGAUCAGCUUACGCUCAACAAAAACGCACUCAUAUAUCACGGCAAAAAAAAAAUGAAAAAACAAAAACAAAAAAAAAAAAA
Molecule: messenger RNA, 4824 nt
Organism: Drosophila mauritiana
Lineage: Eukaryota; Metazoa; Arthropoda; Insecta; Diptera; Drosophilidae
Gene: SPoCk
Product: calcium-transporting ATPase type 2C member 1
Exons: 5
Coding region: 1-3093 (1030 amino acids)
Biological process (GO): intracellular calcium ion homeostasis; manganese ion transport; calcium ion transmembrane transport
Cellular component (GO): plasma membrane; Golgi membrane; endoplasmic reticulum
Molecular function (GO): ATP binding; P-type calcium transporter activity; ATP hydrolysis activity
Source: RefSeq, a predicted model, not a curated record